Molecule: messenger RNA, 599 nt
Organism: Physella acuta
Lineage: Eukaryota; Metazoa; Mollusca; Gastropoda; Physidae
Product: placenta-specific gene 8 protein-like
Source: RefSeq, a predicted model, not a curated record
UGAGGGCAACAGACCCCAGCUGAUUGUAAGAGGUAGGCGGGUAGUAAAACGUUCUGGGUUCGAUUCUUUUCUUGGCAUUACUCUUGUGUUAGCAGCAAAGUGUUAAGCCAGAAACAUGUCUGUCUACCCAGAGCACGGCGGCCCACCUGUCUUGUACCAGCCUGGCACCAUUAACACCGUGGUCAUCCAGCAGCCAGGUGUCGGCGAGAGGCCACUCAGAGACUGGAACUCUGGGGUCUGUGCCUGUUUCGAUGACUGUAAAAUCUGUCUGUGUGGAACAUUCUGUGGCACUUGUCUUCUAAUGAGGAAUGCCAAGAGAUUGAAGGAGAACUGCUGUAUACCAUGUUACGUGCCCUACGCCUUUACGGCCAUGAGAGUGAAGCUGAGGACGCAGGAAAAUAUAAUUGGUUCCAUUGACGGCGACUGUUGCAUGGAAAUGUGUUGCUUCCCUUGCGCCAAUUGCCAGAUGGCCAGAGAGCUGAAAUACAUCAAGAAGGCCCGCAAACAAGCCCACCACUCUCAUCAUUAAUCAAGUGGCCGAAUUAUCAAUUUAAAAGCGCACUUUAAAUAUUUGGCCAAAAAGUGGAUCUCUCAUUCAU